AUGUCCGGCGGCCGCGGCGGUCGUCGGCCGGCCUGGGGCCUGGUGGUGGCGGCCUCGGCCCUGCUGGCGGCGCUGUCGCUGGGCUGCCCGUCGGAGCGGCGGCGCCCCCUGGCGGCCCUGGCGCUGGCGCCCUACUUCGGCACCAAGAGCCGCUACCAGGAGGCGGCGGGGGGGGCGGCCGCGCAGGCGGAUGGUCCCGGCUCUGCGCAUGCGCGGGGCUGCAGCCCGCUGCAGCUGGUGGCGGUGAUCCGUCACGGCACGCGGUAUCCGUCCGCGCAGCAGGUGCGGCUGCGCGGCCUGCUCCGCGCGCGGACCUCCUUUCCGCCCUCCUCCUCCGCGCCGCCCUCCUCCUCCUCCUCCUCCGCGUCCGUGGACGGCGACCUGUCUGCGGCGGGCCGCCGGGACAUGCGGGAGCUGUCGGAGCGUCUGGCCCUCCGCUUCCCGGGCCUGCUCAACUUACGCACCCUGCCCCAACUGCGCCUGCGCACCAGCUCCAAGCCGCGCUGCACCCACAGCGCGCACGCCUUCCUCCGCGGCCUCCGCAGGCGCCUCCUCCCCCCUCACCCCUCACCCGACGUGGAGUGUGAGGCACCCGAGAUUAAUGAUAAGCUAAUGAGGUUUUUUGAUCAUUGCGAGAAGUUUAUAACUGAAGUGGAAGAGAAUGCCACGGCGCUUCACCAAAUAGACGCCUUCAAAAAUGGACCAGAAAUGCAAAACGUUUUGAAGAAGGUCGCAGCUCGUCUGCAGGUGCCGGCGCAUGAUUUAAAUGCAGAUUUGAUUCAAGUGGCGUUUUUCACCUGUUCAUUUGAUCUGGCUAUUAAAGGUGUUCAGUCCCCCUGGUGUGACGUCUUUGACACAGAUGAUGCUAAGGUACUGGAAUACCUAAAUGAUCUCAAGCAGUACUGGAAGAGAGGAUACGGUUAUGCUAUCAACAGCCGAUCCAGUUGUAACCUGUUUAAAGACAUCUUCAAAAACAUGGACCAGGCAAUUGCUGAGAAGCAAAGCGCUCAACCCAUUACUUCACCGGCCAUUCUCCAGUUUGGACAUGCAGAAACCCUUCUACCCGUGCUUUCCCUCAUGGGUUAUUUCAAAGACAAGGAGCCCCUGACAGCUUACAACUUCAACCAGCAAGCGCAGCGCAAGUUCCGUAGCGGGCGUAUCGUGCCCUACGCCUCCAACCUGAUAUUUGUGCUCUAUCACUGCGAGCACGCCGAGACCCCGGAGGAGGAAUAUCAAGUGCAGGUGUUGUUGAAUGAAAAGGUGUUGCCUUUUGUCCACUCUCAAGAGACCACGUCCCUGUACAAGGAUCUGAAAGACCACUAUAAGGACAUCCUUCAAAACUGCAACCCUGAAGAGGAGUGCAGGUUGCCAAAGAAGAACAACGCGGCUGAUGAACUCUGAGUAACACAAGGACACAGUGGACCGACUGGGGAAUCUCUGGAUGCGUGACCCUCCGCUUGACGCAGAUGGUUAUUUGCUUUGGCCUUGAUUUCAAAGAAAAGCUCUCACAGUAGCUAGGCAUUUCUACCUUUUUCCCAAAAUCAUGUAGAGUGAGUGUGUGUCUGUGUGCGCACGUGUGUGCGUCACACACAUACAAGAGUCUGACAUUGCGAGGCUGUGCGUUUGUGAUAAGGAAGUGAGCCCCUCCAGAAUGUACCUCAAACCUUCAGAGGUCAUGGACAGAAUUGAAACCCUGUAGGUGCCAAUAACAGCUAAGCAGCCCUGGUUUCCAAAGAGUUGCUUUGUUCGUCCUUCUCAAACCAGUCCUAGGAAAACUAGGAAACACGGCUGCUGGUGGCUCUGCUGCCCUCUUUUGUUCUUUUAAAUAGAGAGUUGCGCUGCAGUGUUACUAAUUCCUCUCAAUCAGAAAACAUUUUGAUGAUCAGGAAUUACCCAGUUUACUUAAACACAAUCUUGCUUCUCUGUCUCAAAGAGAAAUGUCAGAAUGCUAAUGAAAGCAUUUAUCUGCUGUCUGAUUUUUCAAGAGGACAGUUGUACUGAAGCUUGGGGAAGUAGCAUUUAUCCAAAAACAGUAUGGGGAGCACUUUUAUCUUUAUCUUAUUUGUAUAGCCUUUUUAUACAUUUUAAAAAUGCCUUCUGUCCACUGAAGUCCUCCAAGGUGAGGCCCAUUUUUUACAUGCUACCCUGGGACCGACAACAGGCCAGUUAGAACAGAAAUCCUGAGUCCUUUGCAGGGAGGAUCCAGUCCCCACUUCCACUUGGUCAUUACGGAGUUUUCUUUUCCCCAAAUGGAGCUGUCAGUGUGUCCUUCUCAGUGGAGACAUUUCCUUCCCGGGCGGCCCCUUGAGUGUUGUAAGAGCCCCACCAAAAUAGGUGAUCUCUUAAGAAUUGUCCAAAGUAAAGGAAAUGAGCUAACAUUACAUUCUGAAUUCACUUUUUCCACCAUGGGACCUUUUUUCCCCUCCUAUAGAUGAAAUCUUCUCCAGGGACAAUCUGAUUAGGUCCGAGGCAUAUUAGGAGCCCACUUUGGCAGGGCUGGUGGACAGUUAGCUCUUGGUGAGCAGUUUGCUUUAAAGAAUCGGAAUUUUUUCUUGGCAAAGGAAAGACUUCUGUUUCUCAUUUACCUUUACCUGCUAGCAGCACCAAAACACCUGGGGUAAACAUUGGUUUUCGCUCUGGAGUCCGUUUCUUUUGUUACCAGUAAGACCAUAAUGCCAAGAUUAUCCAAAGACAGAAUUGCUUCCAGUUACACAGAGAGGCCAAAGAAAGCCAGCCUGAUCUUAAGAUGGGAAUGACAGGCCGCUAGGUGAAAGUGAAGAAAUCCUUUGGGAUUUGAUUUUUUAAAUUCCUUGAAAUUUUCCUACAGAGAUGAUCAUAUUCUAGAGAGAUGUUCAUAUUGCAGAUCAAAACAAUCCAGUUUGAUUUAAUCUGCCCUGCCACCUGCAGAAAUGACAACUGAAUAAUUUCAAAUCAUGUUUAAAUUGGAGGAAUAUAUAUUUUUCCCAAGAUUCAGUGACUUGGUAAGGUGGAAAGUAAUUGUUGCUUGUAAGUGGUGCUACAAUUUAUUCUCUUAAAGACCUUGAACCAAAUGUACACUUGUUAGCUAUAGUUUGAUCUUAGAUCAACAUUGUUCAAUUAUUUGCUUUAAAUGGCUUUAAAAAUGUUUAGUUUAGAAAUUGAGAAUUUUUAAAAAAUUGAAUAUUUGGCAGAAAGUGAUAAUUGACUUCAGGGUGCAGUAAGAGAGCCUGGUGAGGUGACUGUUGAUUAGUAAUGAAAUAUUUCUUUAGUGAACGUUAUUUGAGAGAAAUCUUAAAGUUUCUGCAGUUCCAUGAAAUUUAGGAUUUUUAGAAAUAUGGUGCUAUUUUGUUUUUGGUUUUUUUUUUCUAACAGGAAACAAUCCAAACUUGUAGAUUUCAUAAUAAGAAAAUGCAUUGGUUUAGAUUAGCUGCAGAACUGAGAGAAUCUAUUUGAUUUAAUCCUGUGGAGUAGCUUCGUUUGUUUUAAGAGUAGCCUUUGUUUACAAAGACAUUAUGCUAAUACUUAAUCUCUAAUGUACUUACUGACAUUGUAUUAGCAUAAGUAUACUUUUUCUCUGGUUUAAUGUAGAGUUGAAGUGGACCCUAGUGAGAUGCAUUUAUAUUGGAUUGUUUGCCUAAUAGUAGCUCAUUCUCAUUUCCAUGCACAUUAUACUUGGGAUUUGCUGUGUUGGGUCACAGAUGUUGUUCCUAUAUACAAACUCUUUUCAUUUUAAGACUCUGAUAAAACUAUUGUGGACAAA
Messenger RNA from Tachyglossus aculeatus (Australian echidna), 3739 nucleotides. It is a transcript of the gene MINPP1, whose product is annotated as multiple inositol-polyphosphate phosphatase 1. The record is from RefSeq and is a predicted model, not a curated record. Lineage: Eukaryota; Metazoa; Chordata; Mammalia; Monotremata; Tachyglossidae. The transcript is spliced from 5 exons. The coding region runs from base 1 to 1401 and encodes 466 amino acids. Gene Ontology annotation, molecular function: acid phosphatase activity; inositol phosphate phosphatase activity.